AUGAUAUUCUUUCAAAACAAAUUUUUUUUUAGAAUUAUUUUAUUUUGGAUAUUAUACCUAAUAAAUAAACAUUUUGGAAGCUGCGAAAUUAAAAAUAUACACAAAUUAAUUUAUACAGAAAUUAUACCUAGAAGAAUACUAUUCGAAUUUGAUUUAGAAAAUUCCAAUAUUAAGGAUAUUAAAAAAUUCAAUCACUCAAGUUAUCAAAUGGGUAAAAAUGAAGAAAAUCUUGAUAAAAAAAAUAUUCAUCAAAUACUGAAUGAAGCCAUGGAAAAAUUUGAUAAAGAGGAAUAUUUAUCUUAUGAAAGAGACGCAAACAAUGAAUAUAUUGAUUUCAAAAAAGAUAAAACAAUUUCAAAAUUCUAUGAUGAAUUCUCGAAUAUUAAAACAAAGAAUAAAAUAUGCAAUAAACUUCUUAAAUAUUUAAUUAAAAAAUAUGAAAAAAUUUAUUAUAAAAAACAAAUAAAAAAAAUAUUCUUUAAGAAGUUGACAGAAAAGAAGAAAAAAAUAUAUUACUUUCCUAAAGUAUUAUAUUUUGCAGCAAUUGGUUUGGGAUUAGCUCUUUUGUCUACAAUUAUUCUUAAAUUACUCUUUAUUGCUAAAGCUUCUUUUGGAAUUGCAUCAAUUUCAUAUCUUUCUAGUGUAUCCUUUAUUGUAGCAAAAGCACUUGCAAGUGGAGCGUCGACUAAUCCGAUAAUUAUAGCACUCGUUGCAUUAAUAAUGGUUAGUUUAUUAAUUCUAUUAUUAGUUUUUCUAUAUCACUUUUUAAAUGAAGAAAAAGAUUUUAACGAUCAAUAUGAUGAACAAGAAGAACAGUAA
Molecule: messenger RNA, 819 nt
Organism: Plasmodium gaboni
Lineage: Eukaryota; Apicomplexa; Aconoidasida; Haemosporida; Plasmodiidae
Source: the annotation of a RefSeq genome assembly